Mizuhopecten yessoensis (Yesso scallop) is the source of this 2595-nucleotide messenger RNA. RefSeq names its product E3 ubiquitin-protein ligase Hakai-like. Lineage: Eukaryota; Metazoa; Mollusca; Bivalvia; Pectinida; Pectinidae. The record is from RefSeq and is a predicted model, not a curated record. The transcript is spliced from 6 exons. Gene Ontology annotation, biological process: regulation of cell adhesion; protein ubiquitination. Bases 16 to 1722 code for a protein of 568 amino acids. Gene Ontology annotation, molecular function: ubiquitin protein ligase activity.
AUUAUACUUCCACAAAUGAAGUUUGGGGUAUAUAGGAAUCGCCCUGUCCGUCCAUCUGUCAAUGAACCACAAUUGGAGUUGGAAUCUGAAAGUGAUACAAAUGCAAGUGCUAUUGGAACUAGAAUUGUGAAGAAAAACAUUUCCAUUAAGUUGAAGCAGCCUGCUAAAGCUACCCGUGGUCGCCCUAGAAAAGGUUCCAAGGUGACCCGCUCUACUGCAAAGAAAGAAGAAAUUGUAGAGAAACCAGAGACAGGUGACCAAGCUGGAAAUGAUGCUAUAAUAGACGCCCCUAUAUUUAAGCAGCCAGCCAGAGAGCCUGUUCACCAGAGCCAGCCCCUCCAAUGGAACCACAAGGUUAACCUUAUUGGAGAGAAGGUGGUGGACCCUCUAGUACAUUGUUGUGAAAAAUGUCUGCUGCCCAUACUUAUAUAUGGUAGAAUGAUACCCUGUAAGCAUGUGUUCUGUUUUGAUUGUGCAAAACAGACAGAGAAAACAUGUCCAAGAUGUGAAGACCCUGUGCAAAGGAUAGAACAAUCUGCCCUGGGAACAGUAUUUAUAUGUACGUACGAGAGUACAAAACAUGGCCGGGCAGGUUGUCGUCGGACAUACCUCUCGCAAAGGGACCUUCAGGCUCAUGUCCUUCAUAGACACAUUCGACCCGCAGAACUGAGUGCUAAGAUGAGUGGAGAAUCUUCUAGAGAUUCUCAUGGAGGGUCGGAGUCUUCUCAUCGAAGUAGUCAGUCAUUAGACCAAUACGCAAGCUCCUCAUCCAAACAGAAGCAUAUGUCAUCGUUAGAACAUUACUCAACCUCAUCUGGGAGACAUGUCGAGGGAUCACACAGCAUGUCGUCAAGGUCAGGUGGGGAUGACACAUUGUACCGUGAAGACAGGGUUAGCCGUGUGAUGUCACAAAUUCCUGCUCAUACCCAGCCCCUAUCUUCUCAGCACAACAAUGUCAUGUCUGUGAGUCAAGCCAUGAUUCCACAUAGCCAGCCUCCUUCCCAACUUCAGAGCAUGGGUAUGCCACCACAGCAACUGCCGGUGUCAUCACAUGAUGGCUAUCAGAUGUCCAGUAUACCAGCCAUGUCUGGAGGAAGGACUAAUUUGAUCACCGUUCAACUGCAGGAUGAUACAGACUUUAGGAGACGCGAGUCUUACAUGGCACCUCAGACUGGAGUUAUGCCCCCUGUUUCAUUUUCAACUUCAAUCCCCCCUCCAGGACUACCACCCCCUCAGUUUGCAUCAUCAACAAUGGCUCCGUCCAUGCAUCAAGGUCCACCUCCUGUUUCUUACACUACACCCCAGGUGAAUCAGGGAGUGCCAUCCCCCUUCUCCUCCCCAACUGUAGGACAGUCAUCUUUAGUGUCUGGCAUGCCCAAUUCCUCUGUAUCACAUCCUCCCCCAGGGCCAGUCCCUCCACCCCGAGUUAAUGUUCCACCCCCUGUAUCACUCCAUGGACUUCAGGCAGGACCCCCAAGGAUGAACAUGCCCCCUGGUCCUGGUCCUGCUCCACAAACACAUCUCCCCACUGGCCAACCUCGUUAUCCUAAUCCUCAUGGACACUUUGAUGAAAAUCAACAAAAUUCUCCCUUUGGACCUGGACAAAACCCCCGAGCACCUUGGACUGGGCCUCCACAGAGGCCUCCCCCUCCCCGCCCAGGAAACGCCCCCAUGCAUCCCCCUCCUCAGAGACCACAAUCUGACUAUGGCCAAUUCUACUGAAGGUUGUACUUGUACUAGCUUGUGUUUAAAAGUGUUGUUUACAGAUAGUCAUUAAUGUGUAAAAUCAUAAUUACAUGUAUCAGUUGAAAAUUUUGUUUAUUUGUCAUAUUUUAUUUUUUUCAUAACAAAAUGCUUGUGCAGAUGUAUAUUUUCAGAACUUACAGAGUUAAGAAUGCUAUUGAUAAAGUUGAUCUUUAUGAAAUACCAGUUCAGAUUUAUAAUACUAGUUUGGGUAGGUAUGUUUUAAUACCCAUUUGUUCAUUACAAACGGCACUAGACCUAAAUUUUAAGAUAGUUUUGAAACCAUUCACUCUGGUCCUGAAAAUGACAGAAAUGUUUGCCAUAUUGUAUAUUUUCUGUAUUUAUUAUGUUAGUAUAUUGGGAUGUUAAGACAUACUGUCCUUCGUCAUCUUGAACAUUGCUAUUUGCAGAGAAGUCAUUCAAAGAUAUCCAACAAUGCUGGAUAUUUGACAGAAGAUUGAUAAAAAAUGAAUGUUUUUAUUCUAAAUAUAGUAGUUUUAUUGAGAUCAUUAGGCUAUUAUCAGUGUUAGUUGUACUGUUCAAUUGUUCAUGGAAAAUAUGAAACAUCAUUAGUUGUGUGACUAAAAAAUUUUGCAGUGAAUAACUAGAUGUAUAUAAAAUAUAAAAAAAAUAUAUUAGCAACUCACAAAUUUAUCUGUACAUGUAUUCAAAUUCAAUGGGUAAUAUUCCAUGAACUAAAGAUUGGUUUAUUUGUUUUAAGAUUUUAUGAAAAUAGUUGAAAAGAAAUUGAAGAAACUGAUUAUUAUAUUACAACCUGUUACAUGAUCUAAUAAGACUUUUUCAAUGAUUGCGCUAAAACAUGUUUAAAGCAAAAAAAAAAAAAGGGGGGGG